AUGGUGGCCAGUGAAUUUCUGGGCUAUGUGCAGUCCUUUUCCGCCUGCACCUACGUGGGUGUGGAGGAUCUGGCGGACAGAGCCAACUUCCAGUGGAACGUCAUUGUCCUGCUUCUCUGCAUGCUGCUGGUCACUGUUAGGCAGUACUUCAUGGCGCCCCUAGUCUGCUACCUGCCAACCACUGUCAGCGGCGGCAACGCAGAGUCCUAUGUGACCAAUCUGUGCUGGGUGGAGGGCACCUUUCCGAUCAACCUCACCUCCGGUCAGGUGCCACACAGCGUCAAGCAGUGGGAUGAAAUGCGACCCAUGCAGAUGAUUUAG
Messenger RNA from Dibothriocephalus latus, 321 nucleotides. Lineage: Eukaryota; Metazoa; Platyhelminthes; Cestoda; Diphyllobothriidea; Diphyllobothriidae. The record is from the annotation of a GenBank genome assembly.